AUGGUCACAACCAUUCACAUGCUUAGUGAAUAUUUCAGGGAGCCGAAACCAAAGAAAGAAGAGGAGCAAGAGGAGGAACCACUAUGGACAGACAGGCCCUUGCAUGUGACUCAACCUGAAGCUUCAUCUUGGACUGCUGCUGUGCCAUCCUCAGUGAAAGGUCUCCUUGGAUCAUGUGUGGUGAUCCCCUGCUCUUAUAACUACCCAGAACCAUCAAAAAGCCCCCAGACCUUCACGGGGAUUUGGUACAAUGACAAUGAUCAAGUCGUCUGUCAUUCUGAUGCAUCUCAAACUCUGGAUCAGUUUCGGAAUAGGACAAAGCUGCUGGGAGACCUCAGCAAGAAGAAUUGUUCUCUGAUGAUUGAUGAUCUUCAACAAAGUGAUGGAGGGACUUUUUAUUUUCGGAUUGAAAUCACAGACUAUGACAAGUACUCCUACAAAAAUAACAAAGUCUCUAUUUCUUUUGUUAACACAGGUCAACCUGAUUUAUCUGUGCAAGAGGAAGUAAAGGAGGGUGAGAAUAUGUCUGUAUCCUGCUCCGUGUUUCACUCCUGCCCCACAUAUCCACCUUCUUUCAUCUGGAGUCACUCUGGAGAGCAGCACGAUCAAACACAGCAGCUUCAUGAAGGCCAGUGGAAUUCAACAUCUACUCUGACCUUUCACCCAAACCGCUCUGAUCCCAACAAGCCUUUAAAAUGCAAAAUAACAUACCAUCGAGGGCUGCACCAGGAAACAUCUAAGAUACUUCAAGUAAAAUCUGCCCCUGACAUCAAGACUUCCUCAAAGUGCUCCUCUGAGAACGGCAUCAUAAAGUGUGACUGUAUCGUAGAGUCUGAGCCUCCCAGCAUGGUCUAUUUUAUUUUUGGUGACAGAGUCAUGCAAAGCAGCAAAGUAGACAUGAAUGGCUCUGUUACUACUGGGACUCUGCAGACAGACUUUGGGUCUUUCAGGCGUGUGCAGUGCCUGGCAAACAACGUGGUGGGAUAUGACAACAUCUUGCUCUCUUUACCUGUUAAUGGUAAGAAAGACUUGGGAUGCACUGAUCUCUCUGUUUUUACAUGA
Neolamprologus brichardi is the source of this 1062-nucleotide messenger RNA. NCBI's taxonomy places the organism in Eukaryota, Metazoa, Chordata, Actinopteri, Cichliformes, Cichlidae. The record is from RefSeq and is a predicted model, not a curated record.